AUGAGCGAACUUCAAGGUGGCUGUUCUUGCGGUCGCAACAAAUAUACAAUCCAUAUCCCACAAAAUUCAGGAGAUGGGGCAAAGGUCUUUUUCGACAGCAGUAAUCUUCAUCGCAGAUCACAGGCAGCUCCCCUCUCGGCAUGGCUUCGCGUGCCACUAGCAUGGUAUCACUCGACGACCUACGCUUUCUUUGACGACGAAUCGCACCACUUAAUUCGACGAUCCUAUACUCCGCCAUCUGAACAAUAUGCAAAACGCCAUUUCUGCGGAUUCUGUGGUACCCCUCUAUCCUACUGGACGGAAGAACCGGCUGCUCAUGCAGAUUAUAUUUCGUUGACGUUGGGGUCGUUGGCUUCGUCGGAUUUACGAGACCUCGAAGAGCUAGGCCUCCUUCCCAAAGAAGCUCUUGAAGAUGCGCAGAAUGAUAAACAGACCAUCGAAUCCGUCAUAUCACGUACCGAGAACAACGGUGGAGGUGAACAAGGUCUACCGUGGUUUGAGACAAUGGUUCAAGGAAGUCGAUUGGGCAAAAUGAGAACAAGUAGAGGCACAAGAACAAGUAAUGGUCGAAUCAAAGUGGACUGGGAAAUCGUAGAGUGGACCGCGGAGGACGAGGACGGGCUUACAUCAAUAACAACAGGGAAGAGAAAGCUGGAUGCUACUAGUACAGCUGAGAAUUCUAGCAUGGAAGAGCCUCAAUAA
Sclerotinia borealis F-4128 is the source of this 702-nucleotide messenger RNA. The record is from the annotation of a GenBank genome assembly. NCBI's taxonomy places the organism in Eukaryota, Fungi, Ascomycota, Leotiomycetes, Helotiales, Sclerotiniaceae.